This is a messenger RNA of Lactuca sativa (garden lettuce), 1950 nucleotides long. Its product is annotated as FGGY family of carbohydrate kinase. Gene Ontology annotation, cellular component: cytoplasm. Lineage: Eukaryota; Viridiplantae; Streptophyta; Magnoliopsida; Asterales; Asteraceae. Gene Ontology annotation, molecular function: D-ribulokinase activity. The record is from RefSeq and is a predicted model, not a curated record. Gene Ontology annotation, biological process: carbohydrate phosphorylation; pentose metabolic process.
UAAAACUACCACCGUUUCUCUCCGCCUCAGACCGUUUCAUUUCAGCUUCUUUCAAGAUGAUCACCACGACGGCCACCGCCACCGCCACCGCCACCGCAGUCGCCAUUGCCGCCGCCGCACCUAGUCGUCCCAGUCGUUCCGUGUUUCUCGGUGUCGACGUAGGCACCGGUAGCGCUCGCGCAGGACUUUUUGAUAAAGGUGGGAAGCUUCUGGGUUCUGCUAGCAGCCCUAUACAAAUUUGGAAAGAAGGCGACUGUGUUGAGCAAUCUUCAACUGACAUCUGGCUUGCAAUAUGCACUGCUGUCAAGAGAGCUUUAAGCCUUGCUGAUGUGGCUGGUGAAGAAGUAAUUGGAUUAGGCUUUGCAGCUACAUGUUCUCUUGUUGCUGUGGAUUCUGAAGGUCAACCUGUUUCAGUUUCUUUGAGUGGUGAUACAAGAAGAAAUGUAAUAGUAUGGAUGGAUCAUAGAGCUGUAAAACAAGCUGAAAAAAUAAAUUCCUUAAAUUCACCUGUGUUACAGUAUUGUGGUGGUUCUAUUUCUCCUGAGAUGCAACCACCUAAGCUGUUGUGGGUGAAAGGGAAUUUGCAAGAAUCUUGGUCAAUGACAUGGAGGUGGAUGGAUUUGAGUGAUUGGUUGUCAUACAGAGCAACAGGAGAUGAUACGCGUAGCAUGUGCACAACAGUAUGCAAAUGGACAUAUUUAGGUCAUGCACAUAUGCAACACAUUGAUGAAAAAAGCUCUAGAGACAUGGAAAUGGAAGCAUGUGGAUGGGAUGAUGAUUUUUGGGAAGAGAUUGGGUUACAUGACCUUGUUGAAGGGCAUCAUUCCAAAAUAGGAAGAAGUGUAGCCUUCCCUGGUCAUGCUCUGGGCUGUGGUCUAACACCUGAUGCUGCCAAGGAAUUAGGGCUUGUGAGUGGGAUUCCAGUAGGAACUUCACUGAUUGAUGCUCAUGCUGGUGGCAUCGGGGUAAUGGAAAGUGUGCCUGAAUCCGAAGCAAAAGAAAUAAUAGAAUCUGAUGACGAUGGAAUAUGCCGGCGUAUGGUUUUGGUAUGUGGAACUUCCACCUGCCACAUGGCUAUCUCAAAAACCAAAUUGUUUAUUCCCGGUGUGUGGGGCCCAUUUUGGUCAGCUAUGGUUCCUGAGUAUUGGUUGACUGAAGGAGGUCAAAGUGCAACGGGUGCACUAUUGGAUUACAUAGUCGAUAAUCACGUUGCAUCUUCACAUCUCGCAAAUCGUGCUGCUUCCCAAAAUAUUUCUCUUUUUCAAAUGUUGAACGAUUUACUAGCACAAUUGAUGCGUGACACUGGCGCUCCAUUUAUUGCUGCUUUAACAUCUGAUCUACACGUGCUUCCUGAUUUUCAUGGUAACAGGUCUCCGAUUGCGGAUCCAAAUGCGAAAGGAAUGAUUUGUGGUUUAAAUCUUGACACGAGUGAAAGACAGCUGGCACUUCAAUACUUUGCCACUGUACAAGGCCUUGCAUAUGGUACACGUCAUAUCAUAGACCAUUGCAAUAACCAUGGACACAAAAUUGAUACACUGCUUGCUUCUGGUGGGCUUUCAAAGAAUUUGCUGUUCAUUCAAGAGCAUGCUGAUAUCGUUGGUUGUCGGAUAAUUCUUCCAAGGGAAAGUGAGUCGGUGCUAUUAGGUGCUGCCAUUGUUGGAGCUGUUGCUGCAAAGAAAUAUUCAAGUCUGAGAGGGGCCAUGAAGGCACUCAAUGCAGCUGGACAGGUGAUCUAUCCAUCAGAAGAUCCGAAAGUGAAGAAGUAUCACGAUGCAAAAUAUCGUAUUUUCAGGCAACUUUAUGAACAGCAGCUUACUUAUCGUUCAAUCAUGGCUGAAGCAUUGUGUUAAAACUUCAAUCCUCUGUUUAAUUAACAAUACACAAACUGUAAAAAUGGUUUUACCUUGAAAAAAAUUGAGUUACAAUGUAUUUAACGUCCGUUUUUGUGAA